Ipomoea triloba (trilobed morning glory) is the source of this 921-nucleotide messenger RNA. RefSeq lists its product as uncharacterized. Gene Ontology annotation, molecular function: zinc ion binding; nucleic acid binding. The record is from RefSeq and is a predicted model, not a curated record. The transcript is spliced from 2 exons. NCBI's taxonomy places the organism in Eukaryota, Viridiplantae, Streptophyta, Magnoliopsida, Solanales, Convolvulaceae. Bases 1 to 921 code for a protein of 306 amino acids.
AUGGAGAUGGAGGAAGAUGGGCUGACAAAAUCGGUGCCGGACGCGAUGAAGAACAACGAGGGACAUUCAAACAAUCCAGUUCAGGUCGGAAGAAGCCCGACUAUCUCUUUUAGGAGAGCUCUAACAGGGUUGAGAGACAGAGAGGACAUAACAGACGAUGUCUCAGAUGAUGAAGCGGGUGAACAACCAGAUGACGAUCCUGACUGCCCUGUGAUCAAACUCACGAAAGAGGAAAAGAGAAGAAUGAGGAAACGAUGGGAGAACACCCUCAUCAUCAAGGUGCUGGGGAAAACCGUCGGAUAUAACUACAUGCUACGCCGUCUGAGAACCAUAUGGAAUCCCAAAUCAGGGAUGGACCUUAUAGCAAUUCAAAAUGGAUACUUUCUUGUCCGGUUCUCUUCUGUGACCGACUAUGAGCAUGCAAAACUGGGAGGGCCGUGGACGGUGUUGGAUCACUGCCUCGCAGUCAAGGAAUGGGAGCCCGAUUUUGACCCCAUGAGAGAUACAACUCAGAGGCUCCUUGUUUGGGUGCGAUUUCCAUGCCUUCCAAUCGAAUACUAUGACUACGACUUUCUGAUGAGAGUUGGAGAUAUGAUAGGGAAGGCAAAGAAAGUCGACCAUGCGACAAGCAUGGCAUCCAGAGGGCUCUUCGCACGAGUUUGCGUGGAAGUGGAUAUAACGAAACCCUUGCUCGCGAGGUUCACACUCAGGAAUAAAAUGAGGACCAUUGAGUACGAGGGUCUUCACCUCGUUUGCUUCAAGUGCGGAAUGGUGGGGCACCGGAGAGAGGGCUGCAAACAAGAGGAUGUUCAACCGGAAAACGCCGAAUCGGCAGAAAAGGGCGAAAGUCCGGCGAAUCCAGCAGACCCAACGGCGGAGACGAGGCAAGGAAGACUGUUUAUCGACGAGAAUGCUCUCUAG